ACUACACACACACACACCCGCGGCAGGAAAAGGAGUGGUAUGAAAAGCUCGGGGUAGCACCCCGGGAAAAACUCAGCGCGCCGUCCCGUUCCCCUUCUGGGAGCCGGGAGCAGCCCGUGAAGGGCGACGCGGCUGAACUUUUGCGCCAGUUUCCCGUCUCUUUUCUUCUCCUCCUCCUCCUCCUCCUCCUAUCCAAUGCGGACGUGUUGCUGCUGCGCUCCGCAUGGACUGCCCUGUUGUGGAUUCCCAAAGGCACUUUGCAGCUGCUUUGCCAACUUCAGGAGCGCUCUAGGAGCGUGAAAAGGAGAAGGCGCGCCCCCUCUUGAUAACAGCGGUGGGACCCGUCUCCAACGAAGGGAGAGGAGAAGAAGGCCAAGCCGGGUGGGGGUUAGACCAUUCUGUGCUGGAGGAAUCCCGAAUACUCCCUUUCCAUGGAGGAGGAGGAAGAAAAGCGGCGAGCUAAGCAAGAGGACCGGGAGAGCAACGUCCACAGAGUAGAUCCAUAUGGAUUUGAGAGGCCAGCAGACUUUGACUAUGCAACAUAUGAAGAUUUUUUUUCUAGGUACCUAGUGAUACUUACUAGGAGAGCAAUUAAGUGGUCCAAGCUUCUAAAGGGUAACAGUGGCAUACCAAAAAGUUUAAAAGUGAAACGCUAUAUCAGGAAAGGCAUUCCAAAUGAACACCGUGCACUGGUUUGGAUGGUGACAAGUGGCGCUCAAUCCCACAUGCAACAAAACCCUGGAUACUACCAGAAAUUACUUGAGGGAGACAAAAAUGACAAACUGAUGGAUACAAUUAAGACAGACAUGAAUAGGACAUUUCCAGAUAAUGUAAGGUUCCGCAAAACUGCUGAUCCCUGUUUACAGAAGACACUCUACAACGUAUUAGUGGCAUAUGGACACCAUAAUCAGUCUGUGGGAUACUGCCAGGGUAUGAAUUUCAUAGCAGGCUACCUGAUUCUUAUUACAAGGAAUGAAGAGGAGUCCUUCUGGUUGUUAGAUGCUCUCAUUGGUCGAAUAUUGCCUGAUUAUUAUAGUCCAGAAAUGAUGGGUCUGAAGACAGAUCAAGAAGUUCUUGGAGAGCUUGUGAAAAUGAAAGUUCCAGCCAUUGCAGAGUUGAUGGAGAAGCAUGGUGUCAUGUGGACUUUGGUGGUGUCCCGUUGGUUUAUAUGUUUGUUCAUUGACAUUCUUCCAGUAGAGACUGUACUUCGAAUUUGGGACUGCUUAUUCUACGAGGGAUCAAAAAUAAUAUUUCGCGUGGCCUUAACACUAAUUAAGCAACACCAAGCUUUCAUUUUGGAAUCCACUAACUUCCCAGAUAUCUGUGAAAAUUUUAAGCAAAUCACCGAAGGGCCGUUUGUAACAGAGUGUCACACUUUCAUGCAGAAAAUAUUUACAGAGCCUGGAAGUCUGAGGAUGGCUACAAUAGACAAACUGCGAGAAACAUGUAGAGCAAAUGUGAUUGGUCAGACAUAAAUGGACAAUAUUUAAAAUAGGCAAAAUACUGCAAAACUGGGUACAUUCCUUCUCUUAAUUGCACUGAUGCACAGUUUCUUCAGCUUCUAUUAGUGUUGACAUGACCAAUUAUCUCCACCCUUUCCUUGAACUGGGUAAUUUGUUUUUUUUUUGUAAAAGCAAAAACACCUUAAUUUCUGUGCGAAUAAAAUGUGUUAACUUUUUUGAACAAAUGCACGGCAUACUUUCAAAAUAUUUUGUAAUAUUUAAA
This is a messenger RNA of Rhineura floridana, 1725 nucleotides long. RefSeq names its product growth hormone regulated TBC protein 1 (gene GRTP1). The transcript has 8 exons. NCBI's taxonomy places the organism in Eukaryota, Metazoa, Chordata, Lepidosauria, Squamata, Rhineuridae. The record is from RefSeq and is a predicted model, not a curated record. The coding region runs from base 432 to 1475 and encodes 347 amino acids.